CCUGAGCGGCGGUGGCGGCGGUCGCCGGGAUGCCUGCGGGGCUGGGCGGCUGACAGCGGAGUAGGAACGGGCCCCGUGCCCGGAAUCUCGGCUGCCGCUGUGCUCGAGAACGGCCUGCGCUAUGGCCAACUCAGCCGCCUCCUCAGAGCAUUUCGAGAAACUGCAUGAGAUCUUCCGCGGCCUCCAUGAAGACCUACGAGGGGUGCCGGAGCGGCUCCUGGGGACGGCUGGGACAGAAGAGAAGAAGAAGUUGAUCAGAGAUUUUGAUGAAAAGCAACAGGAAGCAAAUGAAACGCUGGCAGAGAUGGAAGAGGAACUACGUUAUGCCCCCCUAUCUUUUCGUAACCCUAUGAUGUCUAAGCUUCGAACCUACCGGAAGGACCUUGCCAAACUCCAUCGGGAAGUGAGAAGCACACCUUUGACAGCCACUCUUGGGGGUCGAGGAGACAUGAAAUAUGGCACAUACGCUGUAGAGAAUGAGCACAUGAAUCGGCUACAGUCUGAAAGGGCAUUGCUUCUGCAAGGCACUGACAGCCUGAACCGGGCCACCCAGAGUAUUGAGCGUUCUCAUCGGAUUGCUGCAGAGACUGACCAGAUUGGCUCAGAAAUCAUAGAAGAGCUGGGGGAGCAACGUGAACAGUUGGAACGUACCAAGAGUAGACUGGUAAACACAGGUGAAAACUUGAGCAAAAGUCGGAAGAUUCUCCGUUCAAUGUCCAGAAAAGUGACAACCAACAAGCUGCUACUUUCCAUUGUCAUCUUACUGGAGCUAGCCAUCCUGGGAGGCCUGGUUUAUUACAGAUUCUUUCGCAAGCAUUGAACCUCCUACAGGGAAUGGUUUGUGGACCAGGACUGUGACUCUGUGAAUGGUGUUAGAGACAUGGAAGAAUCUUACUGUUGCUGUGAGCUAACGGUUCAAGAAGGCACUGUGUAGCCAGACUGUGGGAGGAGGGAGGAAGAUGGAAAACCACUUAAAUGUGAAGGAACAGCAAUAAGACCAGUAUGAUAUACCAA
This is a messenger RNA of Mesoplodon densirostris (Blainville's beaked whale), 1014 nucleotides long. RefSeq names its product vesicle transport through interaction with t-SNAREs 1B (gene VTI1B). The record is from RefSeq and is a predicted model, not a curated record. The transcript has 6 exons. Gene Ontology annotation, molecular function: SNAP receptor activity; SNARE binding. Lineage: Eukaryota; Metazoa; Chordata; Mammalia; Artiodactyla; Ziphiidae. Gene Ontology annotation, biological process: vesicle fusion with Golgi apparatus; Golgi to vacuole transport; intra-Golgi vesicle-mediated transport. Gene Ontology annotation, cellular component: endoplasmic reticulum membrane; Golgi apparatus; ER to Golgi transport vesicle membrane. The coding region runs from base 122 to 820 and encodes 232 amino acids.